This is a messenger RNA of Rubroshorea leprosula, 1726 nucleotides long. The record is from the annotation of a GenBank genome assembly. NCBI's taxonomy places the organism in Eukaryota, Viridiplantae, Streptophyta, Magnoliopsida, Malvales, Dipterocarpaceae.
UGGGGAUCUCUAUUCAUUGUACAAUCAUGAACGGUGAUCAGGAGGAGCAGUAUGAGGCCAGGUACAGUGGUGGCACUGCUUGUUAUGGCGCCAAAGCAGAGGAUUGGAAGGAUGUAGCAGGAGAGUUUAUGAGAGAAGCGGGGGAGAUGAGCAUGGAGUUUGGAAAAGGGUGCAGGGAUAUCGUGCUGCAGAGUCUAGUGAGGGAGGAUUCAUAUUUAGUGAGGAAUUUUGGGAAGGAUUCGUAUAUUGGCUGGAGAAUUAUAGGUACCCGCGGCAAGGUCUUCUGGCGAUUGAAGUUGUUUAAUGAGUACUUGGAGCUGGAGGAUAAGGUUCCGGUAGAUGCUUGGUUGGAUAGUCUGGGACUCCUGGUUAGUGAAAAUAUGGAUUAUGAAUUCUUGGACUUAAAGGCUUCACUGCUGGAAGAGAUUGGUGUUUCACAUGUUGAUCUUCCAGCAAGUUUUGGGUGGCAGGAUACUCAAGUGGUGCUCUUCAUGCUUGGGCUGCUCUUAGAUAGAUUCCUCAAAGAAUUGCAGCAAGGUCAGAUUGAUAAAUGGCUUGCAUUGACACUGGGAAAGAGGGGAGGCAAUGAGAUUGAUGUAGAUGGGGACAUUGGCAAUGGUUGUGUCACACAAAUUUCACAAUUGACCCCAAAGGCACAGAAUGUAGCUCAUGAAACAGAUGAUGAAUUCUUUAAUGCUAUACAUAAUGAGGGAGAUAUUAAUGAAGAGGAGGAGGUUCAUGAUGAAGAGGAGGAGGUUCAUGAUGAUGAGGAUGAGAUUCAUGAUGAUUUUAUGGAUGUUCAUGAUGAGGUUGAGGUUCAUGAUGAUGAUGAUGAGGCUGAGGUUCAUGAUGAUGAUGAGGAGGAUGAUGAUGAUGGGGAGAAGGUUGAUGAUGACGAUGAAUUCCUUAAUGCUUUACCUAGUGAUGCAAAUGAUGAAGAGGUGGUUGAAGCCAUUAGAAAAGUAAGGGAGAUUGUUGGAAAUCAAAAGAAGAGUAGAGCCAUUACAAUAAGGACUAUAGAUGGUGAUGGUGAUGGUGCUGGACCAAGCAACACAGUCCAUGAGCAUCAAAAUAGAGAUAAUGAAGAGGAUGAAAGGGUUCUUGUUGAAAAUGAUAGUGACAAAGAUGAUAGUUCGGAUUCUACAUCUCCAAACAAUCAUGGAUGUGAGAUUUGUAGUGAUGAAGAAGAUGAAGAUAAAGAGGAGUAUGAAUUCACUAUCUGUGUAGAUGCAAGAACCAGAAGAAGUGCUGAUGUAUGGUUUAACCCUUCAUGGCCUGAUGUUUGGUUUAAGGUUCUUGCAGAACACCAUGGGAAUAGAAUUGCUGCAAAUCCACACAUCCAAAUCAAUGAGUUGGUUAGACUUACACAUUUAGAAUUGGGGGUUAUUGUAUCAAGGGAUAAGUGUAGAUUGGCAAAGGCUAAGAUUUUGAAGGAGAUAAAGGAAACUUCCAUAAAAGAGUUUGCACAGUUGAGAGGGUAUGCUGAAGAACUACUGAGGUUGUCACCUAAGUCGAAUGUGUAAAUUGAUACUGAGCCAACCACAACUCCAAAAGGGAAGCCACAGUUUAACGAAAUUUAUGUCUACUUAGAAGGAUGUAGAAAGGGUUUUCUAUUGAGUUGUAGACUAGUGAUUGGAGUAAACGUUUGUUUUCUUAAGGGGAUGUGUAAAGGAACCCUUUUGGUAGCUGUUGCAAGGGAUGAGAACAAUCAAAUGUUUCCAAUUGC